GGGGCGGGACCGCCAUCUUGUCGUGCGAAUCUGUGUGCUUUGCAAGAGGGAAAUCGGCGGUUGGUGGCCGGGGGCGCACUUCCUUCCCUAUGGAUACCAUGACAAGCCCUGAAAAAGAUCACUGCAGAAUGAAAAGUUACAAAAACAAUGCUCUCAAUCCCCAAGAGAUGCGACGGCGAAGAGAAGAGGAAGGUAUUCAGCUUCGAAAACAAAAGAGAGAAGAACAAUUAUUCAAACGCAGAAAUGUUUCUCUACUAGGAAAUGAAGAAUUAAUGCAGGAAAGUCCUAUUCAGGAUCCUGAUGUCAGCUCUACUGUGCCUAUACCAGAGGAAGAUGUAAUUACUUGUGAUAUGGUGCAGAUGGUUUUCUCGGAUGAUCCAGACCAACAGCUUGCAGCAACCCAGAGAUUUAGAAAACUGCUUUCUAAAGAACCCAAUCCUCCAAUAGAUGAAGUCAUACAAAAACAAGGAGUUGUGCAGAGAUUUGUAAAAUUUCUGGAAAUGAAUGACAAUUGCACUCUUCAGUUUGAAGCUGCCUGGGCUCUUACAAAUAUAGCAUCCGGAACAUUCCUUCAUACUAAAAUAGUAAUUGAAAAUGGAGCUGUCCCAAUUUUUAUUAAGUUGUUGAAUUCUGAACAUGAAGAUGUCCAGGAACAGGCAGUGUGGGCUCUUGGUAAUAUUGCUGGAGACAAUGCAGAAUGUAGGGAUUAUGUGUUAAGCUGUGGAAUACUUCCCCCACUCUUACAAUUAUUAACAUAUGCUAACAGACUUACAACAACUAGGAAUGCUGUCUGGGCCCUUUCAAAUCUCUGCAGAGGCAAAAAUCCACCUCCAGAUUUCUGUAAGGUUCGACCUUGCUUAGGUGUUCUGUCAAGACUGCUGUUUAGCAGUGACCCAGAUGUUCUAGCAGAUGCUUGCUGGGCCCUCUCUUACCUUUCAGAUGGACCUAAUGAUAAAAUCCAAGCAGUUAUUGAUUCUGGAGUCUGUCGGAGAUUAGUGGAACUUCUGAUGCAUAAUGACUACAAGGUAGUAUCACCUGCAUUAAGAGCAGUUGGAAACAUCGUAACUGGUGAUGACAUUCAAACACAAGUAAUUCUAAAUUGCUCUGCAUUACCCUGUCUCUUACAUUUGCUGAGUAGUCCCAAGGAAUCUAUUCGGAAAGAAGCAUGCUGGACAGUUUCUAAUAUUACUGCAGGAAACAGAGCUCAGAUCCAGGCUGUUAUAGAUGCAAAUAUAUUUCCUGUACUGAUUGAAAUUCUUCAGAAAGCUGAAUUUCGUACUAUCAAGGAAGCAGCAUGGGCCAUCACAAAUGCAACAUCAGGAGGGACUCCUGAACAGAUCAGCUACUUGGUAGCAUUAGGUUGUACCAAACCUCUCUGUGAUCUUCUGACUGUGAUGGAUUCUAAAAUAGUCCAGGUGGCUUUGAAUGGACUCGAAAACAUUCUACGACAUGGAGAACAAGAAUCUAAGCAAAGUGGAAUUGGAGUUAAUCCUUACUGUGCCCGUAUAGAGGAGGCAUAUGGACUAGAUAAAAUUGAAAUUCUUCAGAGACAUGAAAACCAGGAGAUCUACCAAAAAGCAUUUGAUCUUAUUGAACAUUACUUUGGUGUGGAAGAGGAGGAUGCCAGUAUUGUUCCACAAGUGGAUGAAAAUGAGCAGCAAUUUCUGUUUCAGCAGCAGGAAGCUCCAAUGGAAGGAUUUCAGUUGUAACUAUUAAGAUAAAUACUAAUUUUGUAGCUCAUGCUGGGGAGACCUUCUUUUGCUGGUCAGCAUCAAGGAAGAUGAGAAUGUUCUACUAAAGACAGAUAAAGAAGCAGCUCAUGCACUUGAAUUUUCUGUCAGAUGCAACUUUUUGUUCAUUCUUCUUAUACUUUUGUGUGAUUCCAUUGUCUUAGUCUAGAUACACUAACUAAUCACAACUUCAAAAAGUUGCAAAGUUUGAACGAUGUUCUCAUUAGCUACUGAUGCAGAGUUUUUCAGGCAGUUACUAGAAGUGCAUAAUUAUGCAUAAACAGCUGUUGACGUUUUGAAUUUUGGCUGUAGGGUUUAGGAGCCCAUCCUGUACUAAAUCUACCUCUUUAUGCAGAAGCAAAAAAGAUGCUUCAAGAUUAAAGUGAGACAUAUAUAUAUGUAUGUAUGUAUAUGAGCUCAUAGCAAAACUUAAACUUUAGAAUGUGAAAGAGUAUUUAUUUAAAUAGUGAAAAUAUAGUUUUAUGUGUGAUACUUUGCUAUAAACUGGUGGAAUAUAUUUAUAUUUGAAAGCAUAAUACUUAUUGGGGCACACUGCUGAUUAUGAUACAGCAUUGAAACAUAAAAACGUUUUUCUGUUGUGUGAAAAGAUGUGACAGCUAGUUUUAAUUUGACGUGUAGGCCUUGCUGCCUAGCUUUGUAAUGAAAGUUCCCUCUCCCUCUGUUUGUCCUACAGUGGUGUUCCAAAUGAGGCUGCCUAGGUUUUAUCCAGUCACUGUAGCUCUACCUUAAACAGCAGGUUGUGCAGACAUGCAUAGGCAAUCUUGUUUCUCCUCUCCAGUGAGAGAAGCAAGUACCUGCCCAGCUGGCUUCCACUCAAGGCAGACCAUGCCAGGGUUUUUUUGUGGCCCUUUGGCAACUCUCGUUGCAAGUUGGAGAGAGUUUAUUCUUUUGUGUUUAUACUUGCUUUUAUAAUGCCCAUUGGAUUCUUGUGAGGGUAAGGGAAAGUUUCUACAGUGGCAUAGAAUAAGUUUAACUUACAUGUUACCAAAGUGUUCAGAAGUCUGUGAUACUCUUUUCUUGAAACACUGACUACAUGCUUUAUUUGUACAGAGUCAAUAUAUUGUAAUUGACCAAAUACACUAAUACAACUUACUUCAUGGGGUGGGGGUGGGAGGGAGCAGGGGAGUAAGGUUAUCUGAUUUUUUUUACCUUAUGUUUAAAGCAAGGUAUUUAUAAUAUGCCCUGCUAUAACUUUGCAAUAGUGCUACAUUAGAACAUAUUUUCCAGUAAAUUGAAGAAAAGAUACUUGCUUUUGCUGUAAAUAUAGUAAGUGGUUGAACAUACAAAUAUUUCUGACAAUUUAUGCAAAAUGUCUAAUGCCAAGCUUUUUAUAGAAUACUGCUGCAGUGAAGCCUUGAGGCCAUUCUGUUGCAGAGUUUGAAUAUCUAUGGCUUUUUUUUCUUGGCAGCAAAAUUAAAUUACUUUGAUUUGGCUUACUAGAAAUCAUUUGAUCUGUGUGGUUUUUUUUUUUAAGUUCUGUAAAAUAUUUGCAAUUGCUUGCCUUUUGCAUGGCAUUAUGCAACUGGAAAAAAGUCUGUCAGCUGGAUACGGAGCGUACUGCUGGUGCAAGGAUCCUGUUCAGUUAGCAGAACGGAACCUUUGACUUUCUGGUAUCUACAAAGAUCAAUUUUUCUAAGAAGCCCUUUGUAACAUUGGUCUGUGCAAGGACCUGCAGUAGUAGGCCUGCCUGAAGCAGUUGCAUGGAGAAAGAAGCUGCAGGUGGCAACUUUCCUGUUCAUGCUGCAUAGCAGUUGAAAGAGAGAGGGAGAGAGAGAGAGAGCAUUCUUUGCGCUCUCUGUUCCUCCAGUAGGAAAUCAGUUGUAUAUAUUUAAAUGAAAUGCUCUUCAGUUAUGUGGAGCAGAGUGGCAGAGUGACUAGACAGUCCGUGCUUCCUGCUCCACCCCACCCUGAACACUUACUGAGUCUAUGAGAAGCUUCUGCUCUCCAUCCUCAGUUGUGAAAAUGGCAAAUUUAGGAGCAGAUGUAUCACCUGGACUCUGGGUUGCCUUCUCAGAGGCAAUGAAUCAGCAGCAUUGAGGAAUUGUGGUGUUAAAGAUUUACUCUUUAAGAAGCUGCUAUGAGGGCACUCUUAAGGGAAAGGAGUGUACGGUAGUGCUGUUACUCUGAAUUCCAUAGUUUUGAACUGACAGCUCUCUAAUAUUUGUGUACUUUGUUCCCUUAAUUUUAGUUUAAAAUAUUUGUCUGCAGUCAUUCAUUCCAAAGAUAAGUUAAAGAAAUGAUCAGUAAAAAGUCAAUUGAUCAGAGUAACUAUAGUAAGUUUAAAAAUUCAGUCUUGCAUUACAAAAAUUACCAGUUGUGCCUGCUUUUAAUUUGGAAAUCUAAUAGAUAUUAUCAUCUAAACAUUUUUAUCUAAGCCAAAUCUGAGACUAUACAUCUCUGUCCUUUCUAUUUCUUAUAAAAAGGAAUGUUUAAAAUAAAUUGGAAAGAAGUUACUGUGAUAAGAAUUAAAAUAUAAUUUCUGUUUAGUUAAGAUGUAACGCUGACAUCUUUAGUUUUGAAUUUAAAUAUCAGAAUUUCAGGGUGAAUUUUGCCCUUGUACACAUGAGACUGAGAAGCUUUGUAUACUUAACAAGAGAGUUGCAGGCAUAGUCUGUUAGCAGAACAGGUACGAAAUGGCACAUGCAGUGUGUACUGUGGUUCCGGAACAAUAAUCCUAACUGGUAAUUUUUUAAAAAUAGCUUUCAAAUACUUAGCACUAAACCAGUUCAGUAUUUUCCUAGUGCGGGUUAAGAGACAUUUUCACAUUAAAGCUUGCAUUUGGAUUAUGAAUAUUUAAUCUAUGCAAUCAUGCCAAGUAUGUUCUACAACAUUUUUCAUAUAUAAAACUGUCUAGAUUUCUAUUGAAUAUUUUUCCAUACCUGCACUUCUAUUUUUGAGGACUUCUUCAUUUUGCUUUUAUGUGUAUAGUCUUGCCUUUAAAAAUAGUGGUAAUAGUGGUUUUCAUUCCAAUAGGUUUACAUUUAGAAAAUAAUUUUGUAGGUCAAUUUUGUCCAUUAACAACUGGAAUGAUUUUCUUGAGCUUUAUAAUUUACCUUUUGGGUGUAUUUUCUAAUUUCCUGCAUAUUCCAUUGGAAAAAAUGAUGUAGACUAUGAAAGUACUUCAAAGAUUAUGGCAAUCUUAUAAGUAUUGUUUUUACAUUUACUCUUGUUACUGUGUUCUAAAUGGGUAUCUGUAACUUGGUAUUACAUCUUUAAAAGCAAUUUGGAAGCUCUAACUGAACAAACCUACAAAUACGAACAGUAUGCAAUAUUAUGGAAUGUUACCAUUAUAAAUACUACAGAUAAAAAUUAAUAAAGUUAUUUUACAGUGAUCUGUCCUCUAAAUUGAGCUCUGGCUCUAUUUACUUGAAACUAUAAUAGAAUAGUUUUUGCUACUUGAACAUUGUAUAAACCUAAACAGAAUGGUUGUGCUACAAUUUAUAAAUAAAUCCAACUGUAUCCAUUGGCUUUCAGCUGUAGUUACAUGGGCACGGGAUUUCAGCUUUAAGCAGCCCCCCUACCAUUCAUCUGUUAUAUUUUCAGAAGGAAAUUGUUCAUGUCAGUAUGGUAAGCUAACAUAUCUUGUUGGAUGCAGCAGUUUAUACUGCAUUAAAAAAGGUUUUCACCAAGUGACCCAAAGAAAUUCCUAUCAGUAAAAAUUUCUAACCCUGAAAAGGAUGUUCAAACUUGAGUAAGUUAUGCAAUUCUAGAUGGUUUCAAGGUUUUUAAUUUGUAUCUACUGGGUUCUGAAUGAAGUGAUCUCUGACUAAUGAAAGCUCAUGCUUAAAUAAAUGUUCAUCUUUAAGAUGCCA
This is a messenger RNA of Eublepharis macularius, 5563 nucleotides long. RefSeq names its product karyopherin subunit alpha 5 (gene KPNA5). NCBI's taxonomy places the organism in Eukaryota, Metazoa, Chordata, Lepidosauria, Squamata, Eublepharidae. The transcript has 14 exons. Gene Ontology annotation, molecular function: protein binding; nuclear import signal receptor activity. Bases 90 to 1709 code for a protein of 539 amino acids. The record is from RefSeq and is a predicted model, not a curated record. Gene Ontology annotation, cellular component: cytoplasm; nucleoplasm; nucleus. Gene Ontology annotation, biological process: NLS-bearing protein import into nucleus.